AAGAGGAGAGAAGAUCCCUCUUCAAGUCUGAAAUAGUUCCUGGUGUAAAAGAACAAAAUAAACAGAUUAACAGCUGAUUGAAACGCGCUGAAGUGAAAGCUGAUGAGGAUGCAGUUCAUACCGUCCUGGCACACAGAGAAGUUCACACACAUCAUAACAAAGAAGCAGAGAGCUGUGAUCUGUCAACACAACAUGACGAUCACGAUCACUUUUAUCCAGGGACCACCCCCUCAUAUAGUGUGUGUGUGCAUGUGUGUGUGUGUGUGCUUCUAUUUAAGUCGCCCUGUGAUAGAGAGGAGGGACAAAGGGGGACAGGAGAUAAUAGUGUGUGGUUUCUCUCUCCAUCACUUUGAGUAAGUCUGAACACACAGCAUCAUCGCAGAGAGGGGGAAUCCGAAUCACCAAGAUGCCUGAAAAAGCGCCGGAGAGAAAAUCUAAAAUCUCAGCGUCUCGCAAGCUCAUGCUGAAGAGCUUGAUGGUCGCCAAGGCCAAAGAGGAGCUGGAGCAGGAGUUUGAGGAGAAGGAGGAGCAGAAGGCAAAGUACCUGGAGGAAAAAUCCCCACCUGUACAGACCAGCUGCAUGUCCUUAUCAGAGCUACAGACGUUAUGCGAAGAGCUGAACGCUAAAAUCGACGUGGUGGAUGAGGAGCGGUAUGAUAUCGAAGCCAAAGUCAUGCACAACAACAGAGAGAUUAAAGACCUGAACAUUAAGGUGUUGGACCUGCGAGGGAAGUUCAAAAGGCCUAACCUGAGGAGGGUGAGGGUUUCUGCUGAUGCCAUCCUGCACUCCCUGCUGGGCUCCAAACACAAAGUCUCCCUGGACCUGAGAGCAAAUCUGAAAUCAGUCAAGAAGGAGGACACAGAGAAGGAGAAGACGGCGGAGGUGAGCGACUGGAGGAAGAAUGUGGAGGCCAUGUCAGGGAUGGAGGGUCGCAAGAAGAUGUUUGAUGCAGCAAAGGGCCAAACCCAGUGAACAGAUGUUACUGAAGAAGCAGCUGGCAUAUAUUUUACAUCAAAUACCAUCACUUGUAAAGCAAAGUGCACACAGUACAACAAAAAACAUAAAUACACUAACCCUGCAAUACUUCCUAACAUCACACAGAACUUGUUGGUAUAAAUAAUAUAUAAAUUUCUCUCAGAACACAUACAUCAUCUGUGUUUUAUUU
Notolabrus celidotus (New Zealand spotty) is the source of this 1166-nucleotide messenger RNA. RefSeq names its product troponin I, slow skeletal muscle-like. The record is from RefSeq and is a predicted model, not a curated record. Bases 407 to 973 code for a protein of 188 amino acids. The transcript is spliced from 8 exons. Gene Ontology annotation, cellular component: troponin complex. Gene Ontology annotation, biological process: muscle contraction. Lineage: Eukaryota; Metazoa; Chordata; Actinopteri; Labriformes; Labridae.